UACGGUUUGUGUGUUUCGGUUCGAUCCGUUUGUGUUGUUCCCGACACGCUUUGAUGAUCUUCUUCUUCUUCUAUUCUCUGGUCUAAAAGCACCUCGACACUCUGUUCCACUCUUUGUCUCUCUCUGACGCUCUCUCUACGAAGAUCCUCCUUUUCAUCAGAGAAGAGAGAAUUUCCGGGAGACAAAGAGGAAGAGAGAUCCUUUUGAUCUAACAGAGAAAAGGAUGCAAACCAUCUCGAAAGCUUCGUCUGCUAUCUCCUCCUUUCCUUGUUCUUCGAAGCUAACAAGUCAGCCAUGUGUGAGACAGCUUCACCUCCGAAAGGGUCUUGUCUGCAGAGUCAUGAAGCUCGUCUCUUCACCCCUUAGGACUCUACGCGGUGCUAGUAAAUCUAUUCGUGUCUCCAAUUUCUGCAGUGUCUCCAACCUCUCCUCAUUACAAAUCGAACUGGUGCCUUGUCUUAACGACAACUAUGCUUACAUUUUACAUGACGAGGAUACUGGUACAGUUGGUGUGGUUGACCCUUCUGAAGCUGAACCUGUGAUAGAAUCAUUACAGAGGAGUGGUCGAAACCUAACGUAUAUAUUAAAUACACAUCAUCAUUAUGAUCAUACUGGUGGCAACUUGGAAUUGAAAGACAGGUACGGUGCAAAGGUGAUUGGCUCAGCUGUAGACAGAGACCGCAUUCCUGGAAUCGAUAUAGCAUUGAAGGAUGGUGACAAAUGGAUGUUUGCUGGUCAUGAAGUCCAUGUUAUGGAUACUCCUGGCCAUACAAAAGGCCAUAUCAGUUUAUACUUCCCAGGAUCACGAGCUAUCUUCACUGGGGACACCUUGUUUAGCUUGUCUUGUGGUAAACUCUUUGAAGGUACACCUAAGCAGAUGCUUGCGUCUCUCCAAAGGAUCAUAUCUUUACCAGACGACACGAGCAUAUACUGUGGUCAUGAAUAUACACUGAGUAAUUCAAAGUUUGCCUUGUCCAUAGAGCCAAACAACGAAGUACUCCAAUCUUAUGCAGCUCAUGUUGCAGAACUCCGUCAAAAGAAACUACCCACGAUUCCGACAACAGUGAAGAUGGAGAAAGCUUGUAACCCGUUCCUCCGAAGUUCGAAUACAGAUAUUCGUCGGGCGUUAGGCAUUUCAGAGACUGCAGAUGAUGCAGAAGCUUUAGGGAUUAUCCGAGAAGCUAAGGAUAAUUUCAAAGCUUAGGCUUCUAGUCCAUAAAUAUGGUGAAGGUGGACUGCUUUUUUAAAUUACUUUUCUUUAAAAUACAAAAAGAGAAAUAUACUUUUUUUUACUUUUGAUGUAAACCUUUUAUUUUGGUACCCAUUAACACCACAAUUAGGUUUCUAGAUUUUCUUCAAAAUUUAUGAAUACAUAUAAAAUAUUUUUCCUUUUUUUUUUACAGCAAAAUAUAUUCACCUGUUAUGUU
Molecule: messenger RNA, 1427 nt
Organism: Brassica rapa (field mustard)
Lineage: Eukaryota; Viridiplantae; Streptophyta; Magnoliopsida; Brassicales; Brassicaceae
Product: hydroxyacylglutathione hydrolase 2, mitochondrial
Molecular function (GO): hydroxyacylglutathione hydrolase activity
Source: RefSeq, a predicted model, not a curated record